AUGAAUGGAGCUGUAGAAGCCGCCAACAAGAACAUAAAGAAGAUUCUGAGGAAAAUGAUUGAUAAUCACAAAGGUUGGCAUGAGAUGUUGUCGUAUGUUUUGUUGGGUUACCGAACGACUGUCAGAACGUCAGUUGAAGCUACUCUAUACUUGUUAGUAUAUGGAACUGAAGCAGUUAUACCUGCCAAAGUUGAAAUACCUUCGUUCAAAAUCAUUCAGGAAGCUGAGCUAAAUGAUGUUGAAUGGGUUCGCAAGCGGAUUGAUCAGUUAACAUUGAUCGAUGAGAAGAGAAUGGUUGUUGUUUGUCAUGGUCAACUUUAUCGACAGAGAAUGAUUCGUGCUUUCCACAAGAGAGAUGAGUACAAAAGGAAAUUUGCACCAAAUUGGCAAGGACCCUACAUGGUCCGCAAAGUGUUAUCUGGAGGUGCCUUUGUCCUGUCAGAGAUGGAUGGCAUCGAAUGGCCAAAACCGAUCAACUCAGAUGCUGUCAAGGGAUAUUAUGUGUGA
Messenger RNA from Solanum verrucosum, 507 nucleotides. RefSeq lists its product as uncharacterized. The record is from RefSeq and is a predicted model, not a curated record. Lineage: Eukaryota; Viridiplantae; Streptophyta; Magnoliopsida; Solanales; Solanaceae. Bases 1 to 507 code for a protein of 168 amino acids. Gene Ontology annotation, molecular function: nucleic acid binding. The transcript has 2 exons.